Anopheles funestus (African malaria mosquito) is the source of this 1286-nucleotide messenger RNA. RefSeq lists its product as uncharacterized. The transcript has 7 exons. Bases 1 to 1215 code for a protein of 404 amino acids. Lineage: Eukaryota; Metazoa; Arthropoda; Insecta; Diptera; Culicidae. The record is from RefSeq and is a predicted model, not a curated record. Gene Ontology annotation, biological process: sensory perception of taste. Gene Ontology annotation, cellular component: dendrite; membrane; neuronal cell body.
AUGUCAACAGCGUUAAAAUAUUGGUUUCAUAUCGGAAGUUUCUUCGAAACAAUCCAACCGAACAUACGCGCACUGAAGCUGUUCGGUUCGUUCCCGUUCACCAUUGUUCGAACCGCCGAAGUUACGGGUCGUACCGGUUCAAACACCAACACCACCACCACCACCACCACCACCACCACCGGUGACUGUGCACCCUUGAAGACGCUCAAAUCGGAAGUUAAAUUUAUGGAUGUAGUCAUUUUUGUACUGUGGCAAACGUUUUUCCUUCAAAUGCUGUACGCGUCCUGGCCGAAGGCAUUCUUCGAGUUGCCCGUUUCACACAUCAUGGCCAUCGUUACCCUGCUGCUGUAUCUGCUCGGUGGUAUUAAUUGUUCCAUUUCGGCCGUGAUGGUGCUAGUGUUUCGUAAAAGGUUCAUCCGUAUGAUGCAGCUGGUCGAGGAUGCGGAUCACUUAUUAAUGAGCAAUGCUACAUCCGUUCCGGAUAAUUCACCCUGGCUGCAUGCAUUCGUGUACUACUACACCAUAAGAACCGCACACGUAACCUGCGUGACGUCGUUCAUUUGUGGUCUGUAUGGGUUUCGCGAGCGACUUCUUACCCUCAACAAACAGCUGCGGUUCUAUUUCCUGGAGAUACCUUCCACAGACCGAGUGACUCGGUUCGAUGAAAUAAUGAAUCGAAUGCAAGGAUUUAUCGAAAUCUACAGCAAUUUGUGUGAUGCCAUACGAUUGUACUGCACGAUUUUCGUGUGGCAGCCCCUCAUCUUUUGUGCCUCGUUAAUAAUAGCAGCAAUUUUUGCCACCCUAUCCAUCUGGCACAUAUUUACCAACACAGCACCACUGAUAGUGGGCAUGGUUAUGAUUUACUCGAUAGUCACCCUGCUGUACGGUACGCUCUUCCUGCUGCUCGUCAAACUGGGCCACGAUCUGAAGCGGGAGGGCAAGCAAACGGCCGUUCUCGUCCAUAAGGCAAUAAAUCAAUCAUCUAAGACACCGGCCCUGGUGGAACGGCUCCUACUAUUUUCGCAUCAUCUUCAACAUCAGCGUCCGGUUGUGUCGUGUGGUUUGUUUAACUUCGACUGGACAUUAGCACUUUCGAUUAUUUCCGCCAUUGCGACGUACAGUGUCAUAUUGAUUCAGUUUGAACUGGGAGUGCCAAGAUUCUUCAUCAAUGGAAUAUUGCAGCAUAGUACGGAAAAUAUUGCAAAUAACACUUAAGACUUGUGUUCGGAAUCAGGAUCGAAGCGAAAGAGUUACCUGAAUCACUCCGUUAACCUAACUGAGCGCAC